Molecule: messenger RNA, 2967 nt
Organism: Thermothielavioides terrestris NRRL 8126
Lineage: Eukaryota; Fungi; Ascomycota; Sordariomycetes; Sordariales; Chaetomiaceae
Exons: 2
Coding region: 95-2815 (906 amino acids)
Biological process (GO): chorismate biosynthetic process
Molecular function (GO): shikimate 3-dehydrogenase (NADP+) activity; 3-dehydroquinate dehydratase activity; 3-phosphoshikimate 1-carboxyvinyltransferase activity
Source: RefSeq, a predicted model, not a curated record
GCAUCCACCGCGCCAAAGUGCAGGGUCUCGCCGUGCCACAGUAGAUGCUCCCCGUUUUUGUAGUGGUCGGCGUGCCUCGACUGCCAGCAGCGUCAUGACGCCGCCAGCAGCUGCCGGCGUGAAGCGCUCCUACGCCGCGAUGGCCGUGUCCUGGGACGGCCAGACACCCGACCGGCCCACUGAAUCUCGGCCAGCCGCAAGAGCUUUCUCCGCCGACAGCAGGGACCAUGCCUACUUGCCGCCAUUCCACGAACCUCCGGCCUUCUCGGCUCGCAGAGAGUACGGCCCGGCUUCCCAGACGCCCGCGCGCAGAGUCUCAACCCCAACGGCCGCUGCUCAUGACGCAGACGCAUCCAUCCUUCUUGCCGGCAUUCGUGGCGCUGGCAAGACCACCUUAGCCGUCAUAGCCUCCAGCGCCAUGAACCGCAAGGUUGUCGAUCUCGAAAUGGCCUUCCGAGAGGUGACAGGCCAUUCCAGCCCGGCCUACAAGAAGAUGUACGGCGCCGCUGCUUGCCAAAGCCGUCAACUGAGCGUCCUGCGUGACGUCUUCGAGAGGCAUAAGAAGAACGCCGUCCUUGUCUUCUCGUGGAUCGAGAGGAGCUUGCAGUCGACCCUGGAGCACAUCGGACGGUCCAUUCCCAUCAUCUAUGUGCUCCGUGACCCCAAAGCCAUCCAGAAUCACCUGAAAAUCGACACUAUCGAGAAAGCCCGCAACCUCUUGGACGCAAGCAGCACAUUCUUCAGACGAUGUACCCGCUAUGAGUUCUUCAACGUCUCGGAGGAUCACAGCACGCCCCAGGAAUUUGCAGGCAACCGUCUCCCGUCGCCGACCGCUGAGCUCGACCGUCCUACCGCACCAUAUCUCACACUCAAGCGAGCCGAGCGGCACUUCCUCAAGUUUCUUUCCCUGAUUCUGCCGAGCGGCGCUAUCCCCUUCAUCGAGUCCGCCUUCCCUCUUGCAUGUGUUCCGGCUGAGGAGAGGCAGUUCACAUACGCACUCUCCGUGCCUCUCUCGUCAUUUACUGAGGGCGAUCUCGACAUUCAAGAGCUGGAAUUUGGAGCGGAUGCCAUUGAGAUUGUCGUCGACGACCUCGUCUCCGAUUACGCCAAUCGUUUACCGUCAUCGCCCGAAAUUUCACCCCACCGAGCCAGCGAGAUCAGCCGCGUCCUAGCCCAAGUCCGGCGAGACACCGUUGUCCCCAUCCUUUUCCACGUGCUGUUUCCCGAAGCAGCGCUGUCCGGCGAGUUCUGGCGAUCCAUGUACCUAUCUUACAUCCUCCACGGCCUGCGACUCACGCCCGAUUACAUUUCUGUCGACUUGAGGCUUGAUACCCCCCUGCUCACGAACAUGCUCAGCGUCAAGGGCACUUGCAAAGCUGUGGGCAACCUUCAGUUGCUGGACCCGAACCCACCGCCUUGGGAUGCGUCUUUCUGGCGCACAUACUACGAAAAGGCACAGGCCUGUGGCUGCGACUUGGCGAGAUUCACAAGGAAGGCCAUCAACCCGAGCGAUAAUUUUGAUGUGCGGCUCGUCCACCACGCCGUCGAGUCGGUUCCGGGCCCGAGGCUGCCGCUCAUUGCUUACAAUACCGGGAUGCUCGGGCGAACGUCAGCGUGCUUCAAUCGAGUGCUCACGUCGGUCGUGCCAGAAGGCUUGCGGAAAGAGCGGCUUGGUCUGGCCUCUGAUCUAGAGGCUGCCUUGUGGCCGUCGCUCACAGCCAGAGAAGCAACCCAAGCUAUUUACUCGGCUUUUUGCUAUGACCCAAUGAGGCUCUACGUUUUCGGUGCCAACGUGAGCUACAGCUUGUCUCCAGCAAUGCAUAAUGCUGCGCUCAAGGCCUGUGGCAUCCCUCAUCACUACCAGCCUCACUCGACCAGCACCAUCGCUAGCCUGCAAGAGCUCGUCAACGACCCUCACUUCGCCGGCGCGUCUGUCGGACUGCCUUUCAAGGUCGAGAUUAUCAGCCUGACUCACUCCCUGAGCCGACACGCCAAGGCAAUUGGCGCCGUCAACACCCUGAUUCCCAUCCGGGACAUCGACCCGGACGGUAGCAUACCGGAUGAUGUGCUGCUGUUCAAUGGGAGGAAUCGAGCAGGCCCGGUGAAAGCCCUGUACGGCGAGAAUACGGAUUGGAUCGGCAUCCGAGCCUGCCUCCGCCGCGGUCUUUCUCCAGCCAACGCCGUCAGGCCUAGCAGCACCGGCCUUGUCGUCGGUGCCGGCGGAAUGGCCAGGGCGGCAGUCUACGCUAUGUUGCAGCUCGGGGUGAAGCACAUCCUCAUUUUCAACCGGACGCUUGCCAACGCAGAGAAGCUUGUGUCACACUUUGAGACUUUGCUGAUGCGAAAUGGCCUGCCCCUAUUCAGUGCGGCUUCUGGAUCUAACGAGACUGCAAGGUUCCACAUCAUCCGCUCUCGCGAUGACCCCUGGCCAGAGGGUUUUAAGCAUCCCACCAUGAUAGUCUCAUGUAUCCCGACACACGGCAUCGGCGGCAAUCCUGCGCCGGAUUUCACAGUCCCUCCAUCCUGGCUAGAAAGCCCCACGGGUGGUGUUGUGUUGGAGCUCGAGUACAAGACGCUGAACAGCCCGCUCUUGGAGCAAGUCCGAAGGGAGGCUCAUAGGGGCUGGGUUGCAAUGGAUGGAUUGGAUCUGCUUCCUGAGCAAGGCUUUGCUCAAUUUGAGCUUUUUACCGGCCGUCGAGCGCCGCGCCGUCUGAUGCGACGCGAAGUUUUCAAGUCGUACCCAGAUGACCAUGGGCGCUCCAACUUGGCGCAGCUACAGCCCCGGCUCGACAACAUAAAUACGGAGGAAUCUUGACGAUCUCGUUUUGCAAGUCUAUCCUGCUUAUAUCCUGCAUAUCCUGUGUGCCGUGCAAGUGACGAGAAGCAUCAACCACGCGACAGUGCGCUAGGUUGUCUCACCAUCUUUGCACGCGCUAGCAGCUCGCUAUCCCGCCGCCGAAAAGCUGA